Amborella trichopoda is the source of this 3058-nucleotide messenger RNA. RefSeq names its product peptidyl serine alpha-galactosyltransferase. The record is from RefSeq and is a predicted model, not a curated record. Lineage: Eukaryota; Viridiplantae; Streptophyta; Magnoliopsida; Amborellales; Amborellaceae. Gene Ontology annotation, molecular function: glycosyltransferase activity.
GAUAUGAGACGACGAUCUACUUAUUUUGAUAGUGCUUCAGCCUUUUCAGCCUGCUUGAUUUUUACCAUAUCUCUCUGAAAAUAACAUCUUUAGUUCUCUCUCUCCAGGUUGCCCUGCUACAUGUUUUACCCCAAACUUAUCUCUCUCUCUCUAACAUCUUAGUUCAUUCUCUCUCUCCACAAAUGAGCUUGCUCGUUCUUACCACCUCUCUCUCUCUAUCUCUCUCUCUCUGAAGUCAAUUAACAUGUGAAACAACUUUUUCUUUCCCCAUGUGUUACCACUUUGCGUUGGUAAAUUGUUUAGGCCUAAAUAAUAUUCGAUGAUGGGUUUGACUCCAAAACCAAGGUGGCUCGAAUGAACCCAACAGCUCCAUGAGAUCUGUAUCUCAAGUUCUCUCUCCUCAGCUUCAACUGAGAUUUAUCUCACUCCAUUGAAGAAACCCAAUUAAGGAAUAUGGCCAUUUCAGUUGGGAAAUGGCUUAUUCUUCUUCCUCUUUUGGUUAUGGAAUCUGGGUUCUUCUGCUUUGUUGAUGGGAAAGAUGAGAGGAGGAUCCAUACAUUGUUCUCUGUUGAGUGUCAAAAUUACUUUGAUUGGCAAACAGUGGGUCUCAUGCAUAGCUUUAGAAAGAGGGGUCAGCCUGGUCACAUUACCAGGUUACUGAGCUGCACAGAUGAGGAAGCUAAGAAUUACAGAGGAAUGGACUUGGCCCCUACUUUUCGGGUCCCUUCGAUGAGCCGACAUCCUCGAACUGGCGACUGGUAUCCUGCCAUCAAUAAACCUGCAGGGAUUGUGCACUGGCUUAAACAUAGCAAUGAAGCAAAGCAUGUUGAUUGGGUUGUGAUAUUGGAUGCCGAUAUGAUUAUCAGAGGUCCUAUUUUACCUUGGGAACUUGGUGCUGAGAAAGGCAAGCCUGUUGCUGCUCUUUAUGGAUACUUGAUUGGAUGUGAUAAUAUUCUUAGUAAACUGCACACAAAACAUCCAGAACUGUGUGAUAAGGUUGGUGGUCUCCUUGUUAUGCAUAUUGAUGACCUAAGAGUAUUGGCACCGAUGUGGCUUUCGAAAACAGAAGAAGUUCGUGAGGAUCGUGCUCACUGGGGGACAAAUAUAACUGGUGAUAUUUAUGGAAUGGGAUGGAUCAGUGAGAUGUAUGGAUAUUCGUUUGGUGCUGCAGAAGUAGGACUAAAGCACAAGAUAAGUGAUGAGCUGAUGAUUUACCCAGGGUAUAUUCCAAGAGAAGGGGUUCAGCCCAUUCUUUUGCAUUAUGGUUUGCUCUUUACUGUGGGAAAUUGGUCUUUUAGCAAGUUAAAACAUCACGAGGAUGACAUUGUCUAUGAUUGCAACCGUGUUUUCCCUCCUCCUCCUUAUCCAAAAGAGGUGGAAAUGAUGGAAAACGAUCCAAACAAAAAGCGGGGCCUUUACCUAAGCUUAGAGUGCGUUAAUAUGAUAAAUGAAGGCCUAUUGAUACACCAUGCAGCUUCUGGUUGCCCAAAACCACGCUGGUCCAAGUAUUUGAGUUUUUUGAAGAGCAAGACUUAUGCUCGUUUGACUCAGCCAAAAUCAUUGACUCCUGAAAUAAAAGAAAAUUUGAAAUUCAAUAAGCAGGAGCCAUCUGAGGAUCCAGGAAGGGUGCACCCAAAAAUCCAUACAGUUUUCUCUACUGAAUGUAUUCCAUAUUUUGAUUGGCAAACUGUGGGUCUUAUGCACAGCUUCCACCUGAGUGGACAGCCUGGUAAUAUAACACGUCUACUUAGCUGUACGGAUGAAGACCUCAAGAAAUAUGCAGGACAUGAUUUGGCUCCCACCCACUAUGUCCCAUCAAUGAGUAGACACCCAUUAACUGGUGACUGGUACCCAGCAAUCAACAAGCCUGCAGCUGUCCUGCAUUGGCUUAAUCAUGCUGAGAUAGAUGCUGAAUUCAUAGUUAUUCUUGAUGCUGAUAUGAUUCUUAGAGGACCCAUUACUCCCUGGGAGUUCAAUGCGGAGCGUGGACACCCUGUUUCAACCCCUUAUGAGUAUCUUAUAGGGUGCGAUAACAAGCUUGCAAAGCUCCACACAAAGAACCCUGAAGCUUGUGAUAAGGUGGGUGGAGUGAUAGUCAUGCACAUAGAUGAUUUGAGAAAGUUUGCUAUGUUGUGGCUUCAUAAGACAGAAGAAGUUAGGGCUGAUACGGAGCAUUAUGCAACUAAUAUUACUGGGGAUAUUUAUGCAAGUGGCUGGAUUAGCGAGAUGUAUGGGUAUUCCUUUGGGGCAGCUGAGUUAAAUCUGAGGCAUCGUGUGGAUAGAGACAUGUUGCUCUAUCCAGGUUACAUACCGAAUCCAGGCACAGAACCUAGAGUCUUCCAUUAUGGGCUCGGGUUUGGGGUUGGGAAUUGGAGUUUUGACAAGGCAGUUUGGAGGGAGAGAGACCUAGUCAAUGUUUGUUGGACUCAAUUUCCUGACCCACCUGAUCCCUCAACUCUCUCUCAAACCGAUGAAGACUCCUUCCGAAGAGACAAGUUAAGCAUUGAGUGCAUGAAGACAUUGAAUGACGCUCUAUAUUUGCAUCACAAAAGACGGAAUUGUCCUGACCCAACUCUCAAAAACACUUUGGAUCAAGGGACUGUUUCGGGUAAAGAAAAUGGUGCAUUGAAUGAAACUGUUUCAGGAAAGGUAGCAAUGUCAAGAACCAUUGAUUUAGAUAGGAAAGACUCAUUCCAUGCAUUCAGUAAAUUGAAGGUUCCUAGUUACUGGAUGGUUAGUUUGUGGAGUUUCUUUGCUUUGGGUUUCUUGGUUAUCAUCUCAUUGAUGCUAUCAGGUAGAAGGGCAGAGAGUACAAAGGGCCAUGCUAAUAGAAAUAUGAAGAGAGCAUCACAAUCAAAUGGGGGAUCUUAUUAUCACCUCUAUAAUCCAGAGACCAGUUCAAAAGCUUGAAGUUUUGAACAUAGGUGGUGUGUAAUUGGGAAACUGAAGUGUUGGGCACCCUUGAAGAGAGAGACAGGUCAGAAGAUUGUGGGGCUCUACCAUGUAUUCUACCCGAGGAGAGAGAGAGAGAGAGAGAGAGAGAGAGAGAGAGAGAGAA